AUGCAGACUGCUGAAAGGCUCUUUGCUGUGGAGACCUCCAGGGGAUGUCUCGUGGAAAUGAUGUGCCUGAUAGUUUUCGCCAUGGCAGUACUUAAAAGUAACGAACCAUUUGGUGAUUGUUUCAAGGGGAAAUUGAUGAAUAUACCCUUGAAUAGGAAGAUUGAGGAAGCUGAAGGGCUUCUGGAGCAGGCAGUGGACAGGGGAUUGGUUUAUAAUGCUCUGAUGAGGGGACUCUGCAAGAAGAUGAGGUUCUCUAGUGCAAGGGAUCUUCUUGCAGAGAUGCUCAGCCACAAUAUUGCCCUCGACCAAUAUGUUUACGCCUCUUUGAUCGAUGGGUCCAUAAGAAAUGAAAAUUUUGAUGAAGCAAAGGACCUCUUUGAGUCCUCGAUCAUCAAAUCUGAGGGCCCUGUGUCGUCGGGUACAAUGCCAUGA
Punica granatum (pomegranate) is the source of this 432-nucleotide messenger RNA. The record is from RefSeq and is a predicted model, not a curated record. Lineage: Eukaryota; Viridiplantae; Streptophyta; Magnoliopsida; Myrtales; Lythraceae.